Molecule: messenger RNA, 5079 nt
Organism: Hydra vulgaris (swiftwater hydra)
Lineage: Eukaryota; Metazoa; Cnidaria; Hydrozoa; Anthoathecata; Hydridae
Product: hemicentin-1
Biological process (GO): B cell activation; regulation of B cell proliferation; negative regulation of B cell receptor signaling pathway
Cellular component (GO): plasma membrane; early endosome; cell-cell junction
Molecular function (GO): CD4 receptor binding; protein phosphatase binding; cell adhesion molecule binding
Source: RefSeq, a predicted model, not a curated record
CGAAAGAAAGUAACGGUCAAAAAAAAGCCGUGACUAAUUUUUAAAAAAUGUAUCUUUUAUCGGAAAGAACAAAUUAUUGAUUGACUUUGCUUACCAUUGAAUCCAUUUUGAAACGAAUGUAGUUAUUUUUUCCAUGUCCUAGUAAAUAAUAAACUUAUAUUUAUAAAUAUUAAAGAUUUCUUAAAUUGGCGAAAAAUGGAAAAGUUCAUUUUGAUUGCUAUUUUACGAGCAACAGUGUCUGUUUAUGGCGCCAAUCAAAUUACUGGUUCUGAUGUUUUGUAUGUUAAUAAUGGAGCAACAGCAUCAUUUAAAUGGGUGUUCAACUUUCAGGAUAGUGACAUUCUUUUAUUGAGCAUUAAUACAGAAGGUUCAAAACUUCCAGAUAUUGUACGAAAAGCACCAAACAGUCCUAUUUCUGUGAAUAGUAGAAAUCCUAUAUAUGCCUCACGCACUCAAGUUAGUAGGCCAGCUGGUAUAAAUGGUAUUAUUGUUGAUAUCAGUACCAUUGGAAUCACAGACGAAAAUUUGUUUUUUUGCAAAGUUAUUUUUGUUGACCAAUCAGCUGAUGUUGUUAACAACACUCGUUUAAUUGUAGUAGUUGCUCCAACAAUAAGUGUUGAUCAAACCAAACUCUUUCUUACUGAAGGUGACAAUGCAAAUCUCAAAUGCAGUGUAAUUGCUGGUAAUCCUCGUCCACUUUUAUUUCAAUGGUUUAAACUUGAUUCAAACAAUGUUGUACAGCCUAUUACAAUUGAAGUACAAGCAAAUAAUAAUUUUGAUUACAAUAUUUCGCAAGUGAACAGAGAAAGUCGAGGCAGUUACAUAUGUAGAGUUAAAAAUAUUAGAGGGAUGCAAGACAGUCUGACAAAAAUUCUUGAUGUUAGAUACAGGCCAGUUGUAAUAUCACCUCCAUUAAAUCGGUCUAUAUUUGAACAAGUAGGAACCGAAGAGUUUAAUUGUGAUGCAGAUGGUAAUUCUGGAACAACUAUUUAUAAGUGGUAUAGGGACAAACCAACACCUGAAAAUGAAAUUUUGUUUCCAACUCCAUAUAUUUUACAAGAAAAUGAUGGUAAGCGACUCAAGUUUGUCAAACCUCCACGUUCUAUAGCAACAAACUAUUAUUGUGCAGGAAGAAAUGACUUAGGGAUUGGCGAAGCAAAAGGAGCAUAUUUGAAUGUAACCUAUGUUCCUGGUGAAAUAUAUAUAAAAUCCGAGAAUGGUGUUAUAAACAGCAAUAAAGAUUCAAAUAUCACAAUAACAUGUCAAAGUGAUGCUAACCCUCCUGCAUUGUAUCAGUGGUUUAAAUAUGAAAAAGAUCUGCUUGGUAUUGUUCAAAAAAGGCUUUUGCAGAGCAGCUUUUCUGGAGAUUUGAAAUUAUAUUAUUUAACAACAAAUGAUUCUGCUGAUUAUAAAUGUUUUGCAAUAAACUAUCCAGAUACUUUAGAUCAAUACAAAGAAUACAAAACAGAAAAAAAGAUUACUCUCAAUGUUCGAUAUGGACCUCAGCAAACUAACAUAACAGUAAAUGAUGUUUUGUCUUCAACUCCUGUUGAAGUUAUCGAAGACACCAAAGUUGUCAUCAAGUGUAUUAGUGACAGUAAUCCACCAGCAAUAUAUAACAUUCAAAAAAUUCCAAAUAAAAUUCAGCUAAAUGCUAAUGGAGAAAAUUUCAUUAGUUUUAGUACAAUAAAAGUAGAGAAUGAAGGCACCUAUGAGUGUAUUUCAAUUAAUAGUGUCAUGAAUAAAAAUGAAAAAAGACAGGUUCAAAUUGUUGUUACGAUCAAGCCAAAACAAAUUGAUCCUGUUCCAGGAGAUCUAGAAUCAAGUGAAUAUAGCACAGUAUCAAUAAAAUGUCUUGCAACUGGAAAACCUUCUCCUAAAAUUUACUGGCAGAGGUAUGGUGCAAACAUCACUGAUGACUCAGUUAUACAGCAAAUUUACAAUGAUAAAGUUUAUGUUACUGGUUACUUGACCACAAUUCAGGGUGAACUAAAGUUUAAUAACAUUCGAUAUACUGAUUCUGCAUCUUACUCAUGCAUUGUUUACAACUCUGGUGGCUUUUAUAAUCAAACGACUAAAGUAUCUGUAUCUUACAAACCAAAGAUAACUGUUAGACCUGGUAAUUUCACACGGCUUGAAGAUGGAGAAGAUGUAAAAUUUGUUUGUGAAGCUAUUGCGAAUCCGUCAAGUAUCGCAUGGAGUUGGUUUUUUAAUGAAGUAGAACAAUCUUCUUCAUCUUCUAUAACUCAGCAAAGUACUUCGACAUUUAUCCGUAAUUUUCCAAAAAGGACUGAUAAUGGAGCAUUUAGGUGUGAAGCUCGAAAUGAGAUUGGAACUGGAGAAAGUGCAAUCGGUUACUUAGUAGUUCAAUACCCACCUUCAAUAACUGAGUUUCCUAAAGAUCAAGUUGUUAAUGAAUCAGCUAACAUAGUAUUUUCCUGUAAAGCUGAUGGUAUUCCACAGCCUCAAAUAUCAUGGAGUAGGGCAAGCGAUAACAAGUUUGAAAAAUUUGUCUCAAUCUUGAAUAUUAAUAAUGUGAAAGCAGUAGACAAAGAUGAAUACACAUGCAAUGCAGUUAAUAGUGUUGGAGUGGAUUCAAAAAAAGUAAAAUUACUUGUGAAUAGCAAGCCUAUGAUACUCACUAAAAAUCCAAGUGAAACAAAAUUUGGUGCUACAAUUGGCAUGAUGGUAAAUCUUAUAUGCUCUGUGAGUUCUUAUCCCAUUGGAACUAUUGUGUGGAAAGACAAAUCUUCUGCAACCUUAAUUAGGGAUGGAAUCAAUGGAUAUUCCAUCACUGCUCCAAAUAGAAAUGAAUUUUCACAAAAAAGUACACUUUCAGUGAGUGCUACUAAUGAACUUCUGGGAAAAGAAUAUUUGUGUCAGGUUACCAAUGACUAUGGGUCUGAUGAACAAGUUUUCUCCAUAUUGGCAAAAGGAAAACCUGAUAUGAUUUAUCAAUUGACAGCGGAGGAUAUUAUUCAACCAACAGUUCCAGUUACAGUAAACAUUACACUAAAGUGGAUUCCGGGUUAUGGUGGAGGUUUUCCUGUAGAGUUUAUUUUACUUUAUAAAGAGAGCAAUGAUGCGAACUUUCGUCAACAAUAUAUAGGUGCAGCAGAGGGUAAUGUGUUUGUAUUUACAAAUCGUAAAACAUCGACAGAGUAUGUCUUUUCUAUGCUCUCAAAAAAUGAAAGAGGUAUCAGUGAUCAAUACAGCCCUCUUUUAAAGUUUCAAACAAAAGAUGCCCCACCUCCUGUUGCUACAGUGCGUAUGGAACCUGAUCCAAGUGGUACUGCUGUUGUUAUUUUUUGGACAAUUACUCAACUUCCUUCUCAGAGAAAACUUGGAGAAAUAUCAAACUGGGACUAUGGAUUGGUACAGUAUCGCAUAGUAGAUAAGCAAAAAGAUUGGACAGUGAACAAAAUUGUAGAAAUAGGGAUCAAUGGUUCAUAUAAGGUGUCAGAAUUGAAUGGUGAAGAGUAUUAUGAGUUUCAUUUUGUUUUGUUUACAAACAGUGGAGAGUUUGGUCUUCCAGUUGAUGUGGGCAAGCUUUAUCCGAAAACUGGUCCAAGAGCAGAAGAAAGAAAAGCUAUGUCUAAAAAUGAUAUUAUUGCAAUUGCAGUAGGUGUUGGUGGAACAAUAUUGUUGGUGUUAGUUAUUGUAUUAUUUAUUAUGAUAUACAAAAAGAGAAGUAGCAAGAUAACAUAUACAUCAAGCUACAAUAAUGGUCGUGUUAAAGUUGAUCUUCCAACCUCUGCAAUAAAAAGUGAUGUUGUUCGUGCAAGUUUUGCUAGAGAAGAUGAAGAUCCUUUUGCUAAUGAUAGUUCUUUUCUUGAUGACGAUAAAUCGCCUCCACCUGAUUACCAGGAUAGAUUCAAUGUUGAAACUGAAGUUGUGACUCCUAGCUAUACUUCUUUUGGUAGACUUCCUAAAGGAGUAAAGCAACCAGGCAAAUAUGACCCAGUAUCAAAAUCUAUGGUUCAACUUCCUGGUCGUCCUACUGAGAUUAUUCGUGGAAGAUAUUCUAUGAAUAAUUUAGAAGAGUAUCCAGAAAAAUAUGAGAAUGAUCCUCUCCUUCGUCAUUCUAAAAAUGAACUUGGUGACAGUUACCACCCACCUGGAAAGAAAACAAACCUAAGAAAUAGUAGAGGGCCACCUUUAACAGAUGAUCUUCCAGAACCACCAAUUAUAAAUCCUUCUUUAGAUGAUAAAAAACUCAAUAAUCGAGUUCCUGGAGCGUUUGGUGAUAAACGUUUAAAUAAUGCAGGAAAUCCAAAGUAUGGCGAACCACCUCCACCUUUACCUAACUAUGUUACCAGUAGUCAUUCGUCUCCUCCGUCUUCUAUUGCAAGUUCAAAACCAUAUCAUAGUGAAAACGAAUACAUUGACGAAGCUGAAGAUAAUUACGUUGGGUAUUUAGUAUAGCGUUGUAAUAUGUAAAAUUAUUUCAGAAUUUUACAUUCAUUACAUUUUUGUAUUCUGUCGUUACAUACGGCCCAUAAUAUAAAGCAUGAAAAAAUAUAUAUUCCUAUUCUUAUUGGACCAAACAAUCAAAAUGGCAGAUUCUUUAUGUUUAACUUAAUGUGUGUUACUUGUUCUGUUGACAAAAAGACUAAAAUAAAGUUGAAGAAGUUUCAUCUUUCAAAUUGUCAAAGUUUUUUUUCAGAUUUUUAAUUUUUGUUUUGCGUGUUUUUGAUUUGUUUUCGUAUUUUCUUUACUUGUUAUGUACUUUGUAAUUUCAUAAACAAUAUUAUAUUUUUUAGGGGGGUCUAUUUUUUAUGGUUUUUUUUUUUUUUAGUAUUUAAUUUUUUCUUGCUUUCUCUGAUUAUAGUUACUAAUAAAAUAUUUAAACUUGCGUUUCUUUUUUUAAUGCAUCUCGCUUUUAUUAACAAAUGUAUUUAUAACGGUUUGUAAAUUAUUUUAUUAAUUUAUAAUAGUAAUGUAACUGUGAUAAAUAGUAUAUACGCAGUAGGUUACGUUUCUCAUUACUUUAAUGAUUUGAUAUUUUUGUUUAAUGUACAUUAUCCAAGUAGAUUGAGACAUAUUUUUAUAUUGUAAAAAAAGGUUGUUUUUUUUUAA